Messenger RNA from Stylonychia lemnae, 5952 nucleotides. Lineage: Eukaryota; Ciliophora; Spirotrichea; Sporadotrichida; Oxytrichidae. The record is from the annotation of a GenBank genome assembly.
AUGACAUUGAAAAUCCCAUUUUACAAGGAUAAGAAAAGGAUAGCUUGGUUAGUCUGGGCCCUUCUCAAGAAUAAUAAAUUUAGCAAACACCUGUUCUACAUUGUUACUCUCUGCGAGUAUUGCAGUCUCUACUUCUUCGUUCUGAUGAUUGGAAUAUAGUAUGAUCAAGAAAAUGAUGGAUCAGGUGAUGGAAAUAUGGCUCGAAGCUAAGGAUUAGCCCACAUCCUCUACAAUGCACAGCUUUCUUAGUAAUACAAGAAUUUAUACUUAAAUGAACAACUACUAAUGCUUACAACCUACAUUAUAGCUGGUUUUUACCUCAUAAUUUUGCUUAUUGCACUUUUCUUGGUUAUCUAUUUUGAUUCACCCAUUAAGGCUUCCUCACCCAAUUUUUUCGCAAAAAUACUCUCAAUCAUGGUUAUUGUACAAUCCAAACUUUUCUUCACAAUAGAGGUUUGGGUAGUAGUGAGUGCUUUUGCACUUCAAACAAAUUCUGAGACCUAUUUUACAAUGGUUGUACUUAAUACUUUGAAUGUAAUCAUGAUGCUGAUCGUGGAUUUUUUCUUAUUUAAACUGUUUAAUGUGCGUGUGAAGAACUAAAUGAUAGUUUGGGGCUAGGUCAACAACAUUCAUUACUAUUGCUUAAUGGCUCUAAAAUGCUUCCUAGCAUCGGCUCACUUAAUUGACAGUGUUAAGACGAAAAUCGCUCUAACUUCUAUAUUUACUUUGGCAACUUAGAGUCUUGUACUAUAUAUCCUUCCUAUCUAUGAUCAAUAUUUUAUGAGAUUCAAAUUAUUUUUAGGGUAAAUCCUAUUCAUAAUGAACUUAACCUUUCUUCUUUAUAUCUACUUAGAGGUCAAAGGCUAUAUGAUAGAGAUUGCAAUCAUUUUUUCAAUACUUAGUUACAGUAUGAUUGAGUUAGUGAUUUGGAUAAGGAAAAGAGAUCUACAGCAAAGAUAUUAUCGCCACGAACUGAAAGGUGAAUCUGAUAUUGAAAGGUUUCUACUGCAUUACAUCAAUUGCCUUGAGAAUUAUGAGAAAGACAAAGACUCUUAAAGAUAGUUACUUGAAUUCUUAUGGCAUCAUAAAAAUAACUGCUUCAGAUUAAAAGAUUGCGUUUGCUACGACAUGUUUAAAUUUGAAAUUGAAGAAUAGAAUUCUAACGAAGAUGAUGUGACUGAAAGUCUACCAUUUAAUAGUACUCUGAUUUAAACUAAUGGGAGAAAUUAGAUAGGGCAAAUUAAUGUUGAUUUAGCUACAAUUCUUGAUGUUGACAAACCCUUUGAUAAUGGAAGCUAAUUAAAUUCAGCUUCAUAACAGAUUGAUAUUCAUCAAAAAUACCUCAAGCCUCAAAGUAUGGUUAUCUAAGAUAGCCUUUCAUACAGAAACUUGAAUUAUUUGUUCAGUUUUCAAUGCAAAAACUAUGCUGAGGGCAAUAAGAAAAAUGGUUUCAGCGAUAGUAAAAUUAAAAGGGAGCAGAAUUGUCCUAUCUAAAACAUUGAUUAGAUUAUGUAUGAAAUGGGAUUAGAUAAGUCUGACUACCAUAUAAAAACUUUCAAGAUUAUCCUUUUGCUCUUGUAUGAGAUGAUUAAAGAGUAAGAUAUGAAAUUUGAUUUCAAAAAUUAAAAGAUUAUUUAAAUGAGGGCAUAUUUUGAGCUGGAACAUUUGAAAAAUAAGUUCUUAUGUCACAGUUCAAUCACUCGAUUAUCUUAAUUAAACCUAGGACUUUUGAAUAUGAUCAUGAUGUUAAUUGAUUCCUAGUAUUUGUUAGAAAAAGCCAAAUAAGCAUAUAUUGAUAGUGAGGUAUCAAAUAUUGAUAUGCCUAAAGUAAUUGAUUAAAAUCUAGUAUUGUAUUAAUACUUCUAGAUAAAUGAUGAAAUUUCAAGUGUUGCAACUCAAUUUUGGAGUAGAUUGUCAUCUGAUAGUAAUGAUUUAGAAUCAUUAUACAAGGAAGGAAUCGCUGUUGCUCAAUUAAUCGAUAAAAUAAUGAAUAAAUUCGAAGAAAUUUAGAGUAAAAAUAAACGAAAUUAUCAGAUUUACUAUCAUUAAGCUUGCUUUUAAAAAUAUAUCUUAAACAAUGAUGUGCUAUGUAAUCUUUAUUUACAAAAGAUGGAAUAGCUUAGAGAACUCAAGAUAGCAAUUAAGAAUAAAUAUAAGGAAGAUUCAAUAUUAACUGAUUCUGAUGAAUCUGGUUUUAUUAUAGUCAAAGCUUCAUUUAAGGAAUUCGGUCAAAUCAUGUUUAUUAACAGAACUUGUAGUUAAUGGCUCGGUUAUGAGAACAAUUAUUUAGUCUAAAAGUCAAUUAAUUGUAUGAUGCCUACUAUAGUAGCUGAAAGUCAUCAUAAAUUUUGGAAGAAAUUUAAUGAUUUUGGAGUGCCCUCUUUUAUUGAGAGGGAAUAACAUUUGUUUAUGAAGAGAAGUGAUGGAUAUGUUAUACCUGUUCUUGCUUAUGUUAAGUUUAAUCAUGAUAAACAUUUUGGUCAUACAUUUAUGGCUAUUGUAAAUAAAGCUUGUCAGAUGACACCAUUUAAAAAUCAAAAGAAGUACAAUCCUCAUGAAUUAAUGAUUGUCAUUACUGAUGAGAAAAACCAUAUCAUUGAAGUAAAUGAGACUGUAAAUGAAAUUCUUGGAAUCAAUAGCGCAUUUGUUGAAUAGAAUUCUAGAUAUAUUUCAGAUGCACUCAAGAUUGACCAAGUAUUUGAAAUAGAAUCUUUUGAUUUUGAUAGAACUACUUAGAUAGAGAGUACUUGUGGUCUUAAUUCUACAUUCGCUUCAUCAUUGGCUAAUGAAAAGUUGAAAAGCUUUGACUAGAGUAAUUUGCAAACAUUGACUGACUUCACAGCAGUAUUUUAGUCAAAAAAUAUGAUGUCAAUAAAGAUGAUGACAUAGAACUAUAAGGAAGGAAUCUUGAUUGUUAAAUAUUUCUUUAUUGGGUUAAAUGAUCUUUAAUUCGAGAUCAUGAAAAAUUUGGAAACUGAAAAUGAUACGAAUAAAACAGGCGGUACAUUAAUGCUAGAAAAUCUCAAUCUAAACGAUGAUGAUAUGGUAAGUAUGGGUAGUACUACCACUGUGUAAGAUGGAAAAGAGAUUUAAAAUUUAAUUGAUACUGGUAAAACCCCAAGAAUGCUAAAAUUGGUACUUUAGCUUGUGACUCUCUGCUUUAUUAUAAUGAUCACAAUAAGUAUUACCAAUCUGGUGCUUUUUCUUUCAACUGAGAAAUAAGCACAUAUUUAAAUAGAUGUUACACAUUAGGUCAUGGAUAGAUUAGUUUAUACUUCAAAAGCUCUCAUUCUCAUGCAGUGUUUUUUAAGUUUAAAAUAGAAGAAGCCUAAUGAAAAGUUAUACAAGGCAACUCUUGAUAUUUUUAAUAUUUAAAACAGUAACUUUACAAUCUUGGAGGGUUUAUUGAUCGAUAAAAUUAUUAAAAAUAUUGAUUUAAUCAAGGAAAAAUAGUAUAUUAUUGACUAAAACUAUGGCUAUUUUACUGAGAGUAAAUUAAUUAAAGAUAUGAAGGACUAAAAAUUAAUACCAGUCUGGUCUAUUAGCAGAAAUGGAUAGGCAAUUUAAUAAAAUUAGACUUUGACAACGGCUAUGAACUUAUUUGUGCAAAGCGGAUAAGCUAUAGUUAGUUUUCCUUUUAAUUAAAAUUAUCAGACAAGAGGAAUAGUCUUUGAUUCCCUUGAAACAUAAUUCAGGAAAAUACUUAACAGAUCUUUCACUAAUACCUCGAUAUUUACCUCAGAGGUUAUUGAUCUAGAAUAAUAGAUCUAUCAGUUUUAUAAAACUGGUAUAUAUAAAAUUAAGGAGCUAAACUUUGAACUUGCUGAUGCCUAUAGAAAUGAAACCUUAAAGUAGUUUGAUGGCAACAAAAAUUUAGCCUUGAUGCUUAUGCUUAUCAGUGUGAGCUCAAUAUUUGUGAUUAUUUUGGCGGUAUUACCUAAUUUUUCAAAAAUAGAAAAUAGGAAAUAUCAAGUUCUCAGUUUUUUCUUUCUACUUUAAGAAGAUAUAGUUAAGGUCUGCCAAGAAAGAAGCAAUGUUUUCGAAGAAUAAUUUUAUGACAAAUUUGAGAUAGAAGAAGAGGAUGUAGAAAUGUAACUAUAUUACCAAAAGUUUAAGAAAGUCUUAAGAACUCAUAUUUAAAAAAGAAAUUAGCCGGAAACAAAAAGAUCAAAUGGAAUGCUUAAGUCGAAAACUUUCAGGAAAUCUGAUACUGAAAAUGAAGGAUAUCAGACAGAAGAAUCUUAAGAUAAUAUCAUGAUGGAGAUCUAGCUUUCAUAAAAAAUAGAUAUAGCCAAAUUGAAUUAAAUAAGAAGGAAGGAGAUGAUGAGACCUAAAAUUUCUGAAAUUAAUGAUGUACAUUUUACAUUCUAAAAGUUACAUAGCAAGCAUUUGAAUUUUAGACAGUCUAUAAAUCAGUUUCCUUUGAUAAAUCAGCAAGCUUCCAAGAAAAGCUCUAGUUCUUAGAGCAUUGCUGAUGAACACCCUAAAGAUUCUGAUAAAAAAGUUGCUUUUGCUAGUGAAGACAUGAACAGAUCACUUGGAAACUCUAGAAAAAGAAAAUCCAAAUUCCAAUUAUUCCCUUAAAAAUAUAAUGAUCACAAUCAUAGAUAAAUAUAAUCAAACGAAGAUUAAGAUAGAAAUUCUGCUAAAGAAAUGAUUAAGAGUGCUAGUAGUGAUAAGAAGUUGUAAAAUGACAACAAUUGGAGCUUCAAAAAAGAUAGUUCGUCUCCAUCUAACUCUAUUGAUUAGUAUGAAGAGGAGAACAAAGCACCGACUAGUGGUUAGGGUACAAGAAAUUAGAUUAAUAAGAGAAAGGUAGCAUUAAACUAACCUGGUGAUUCCACUAAGAACAUGGCAAAUCGUAUAUCAUUUAGAAAAAAGCGUUCAAGAAGAGUAGAUUCUAGUUCAAAUUCUUAAGAAGAAAUCACCUCUAGUGAGAGUGAAGAUGAGAUAUAAAUGGGCUUUGAUACUUUUUAAAAUCCGAAUAAUCCCUUCUAUCCAGAUCCCUAGGAGCCUGUCAAUUGUAAAUAGCAGCAAGAUGAGGAUGAUCAUAAAGAAAAAAAGGAUAAGAUAAUCUCCCGAAUUAAGAGCAUUUCUUCAAGGGGAAGAGUUAGAGUUGCAAUAACUCUUCUUUUGCUGGGUUUAAUGUUCUCUUCAUAUUUCAUAGCCAUUUUCAUUUUGUCAAUAAAAACCUUUGACGAUAUCUACUUUGCUGUGAGUGAUCUUGACAGUUUAUACAAAAAGAGCAGCUGUUAAACACAAUUGUUUAUACAGUACAGAAAUGAAAUAUUAAUGAAUAUUGAACCAAAGCUAUUAGAAACAUAGGCUUAGAUAGAAAAAUGUCUUACUUACGAGAGAGCCUACCUAGAAAUUAAGCGUUAAGAUAGAGGAUAUUUCAGUAAAAUAAAUAAACUUUUCAAGGAGCUCGACUCAAGUUUAUUCUGUGAUCGAAUAUAAGAUAAUUUGAUAGAUUCUUCAGAUAAAUUUAUAACUAAAGAAUCAUGUCUUAGGGUUUACAAUUCAGUUUUCAAAAAGGGACUAUCAUACGCAAGCCAAAUAAUAAUAAAAGCAGUCUAAUUUGAUACUAUCAUUUACAAGAGUAUCAGCAUGAGUAGUCGUAAUUAAACAUUCAUGGAAAAUAUGUAUGAAGAAGUAGACAUUCUCACUUUUAUCUAUACUAAAGAAUUCCUGAUAGAUGUAUAAAUGAUUAAAAUUCUUUAGGAUGCUGAGACUUCUAUAAUAUCGUAUUUAGAGUCAAUAUCUAAAGCUUAUGUGAUUGUAUUUUCCAUGAUGUGUAUUUUGGUUUUUAUUGCCUUGAUUUUGUUUUUCUUCGUGAUUUACAAAAGAAUGAAAAAUAUCAUGAUGGAUUGCAACACGCUUUUGAGAAUUUUACCAAUUUCAUAUUUAGACUCAGAGACUCAUGAACACCUUAAAAAAUUUAUAUUUAACUGA